UCAAUGGUAUAGGUCGUGAAAUCACAUAAAAUGUGGCAUUAUUUAUUAUUUGUGAGUUUGUUCGCUAUUGCAAUUGCUGAUCCAGUUCCUUUUAUAACUAAAUGCAACGCAAGAGACGUGAAAUGCCUGACGAAUACUACAAACGCAGCUAUUCCAAUUUUUGCUGCGGGAUUCCCCGAGUAUGGAGUGGAAACAUUGGACCCACUAUUCUUCGAGACCAUAGACUCAUCAAGUCUGAACAUUAAACUGAUAAUGUAUAACACCACUGUCAAGGGUCUUAAAAAUUGUAAAGCGAGGACGGUACAGCGCGACGUCGUUAAUUCAAAAUUAUUCAUCAAAAUUGAAUGUAAUGUAACUUUAAAUGGCCUCUAUGUAAUGUCAGGUCGACUUCUGCUAAUACCAAUUGAAGGCAAAGGAAAGAAUCACGCGGAUAUUAAUAGAUUUAUCACUAGCUUUAAUGUAACCCUGAAAGAUGUACAAGGGAAAGACGGGAAGAAACAUUGGUCUAUCAAGGGUUGGUCGUACACCUAUGAGCUGGAGGACCAGUCGCAUGUCCGUUUAGAAAAUUUAUUCGGUGGAAAUAAGGUUUUAGCCAAAGCAGCUGAGAUCGUCGUGGCAGCCAAUGGGAAUGGAAUAAUCCGGGAAAUCGGAUCACCAGUGAUCAACACACUCGUUGUUAAGCUCGCAGAUGCAAUUCAAACCUUUUUCCAUGCUGUUCCAUUGGAAGAUUUAAUCCUGCAGUAGACUUGAAAUAAAUAUAAUAUUAAUAUACAUACGACAUACAUAUUAUAUCUUUAAAAAUAUUAUGCGUUAAUGGUCGUGUAGAGCCACACCUACUUUUCACGUGAAUAUGAGAAUAUCCUUCCUAUAAUAACCAGCCAGAGCUGGUUGUGUCAUGUAACCUUGAUUUGCCUUUAGGAAUUUAGAGAUGAUGAUGAUGAUGCUCCUAUAGUAGAAACUAUAUGACC
This is a messenger RNA of Ostrinia furnacalis (Asian corn borer), 968 nucleotides long. Its product is annotated as juvenile hormone-binding protein-like. NCBI's taxonomy places the organism in Eukaryota, Metazoa, Arthropoda, Insecta, Lepidoptera, Crambidae. Gene Ontology annotation, biological process: multicellular organismal reproductive process. The transcript has 5 exons. Bases 31 to 744 code for a protein of 237 amino acids. The record is from RefSeq and is a predicted model, not a curated record.